AUGUUUCAUCAAGGAGUAUGGCUGUUGGUUCUUACAUCAUGUUCAUCUCUGGAGAUAAACGACGAGAUGAUAGCAAGGUACCGUGAGAAAGUGCGAGCUAUGUUUUACCAUGCAUACAACGGAUAUCUGAAUCAUGCUUUUCCACUGGAUGAACUCAAGCCAAUUUCAUGUACAGGACAUGACACGUGGGGAUCAUUCUCGCUUUCACUGGUCGACGCUUUGGAUACUCUCAUUGUGAUGGGUAAUACGACUGAAUUUCGACGAGCUGUUGAUCUUGUAUUGAAAAAUGUCAGAACAGAUGCCAAUGUGAAUGUUUCUGUCUUUGAAACAAAUAUACGUAUCGUUGGUGGUCUGGUUUCUGCUCACAUGCUCAGCGGUCGCGUUGAAGGUAUGGUACUGGAGGAUGGAUGGCCGUGCUCAGGUCCACUAUUGAGGCUAGCUGAAGCAAUGGCUGCUCGACUAUUGCCAGCUUUCAACACAGAAACAGGAAUGCCUUAUGGAACGGUGAACUUGAAGUAUGGUGUGCCCAAGAGUGAAACUCCCAUCACAUGUACAGCAGGCGUUGGAACGUUUAUUGUUGAAUUUGGUGCCUUGUCCCGUCUCACUGGUGAUCCUCAGUUCGAGCGAGUGGCGCUGAAAGCGCUAGAGUCACUGUGGAGGACACGAUCGUCACUUGGUCUCGUAGGCAAUCACAUCAAUGUACGGACAGGGCAAUGGACUGCCACUGAUACGGGUAUUGGAGCCGGUGUGGAUUCGUAUUUUGAAUAUCUUGUGAAAGGUGCUCUUCUUCUACAACGUCCAGCGCUGAUGGAACAAUUUCAUGAAUACGCUUCUGCUAUUAAUCGCUAUGUUCGCAAAGGUGACUGGUUCAUGUGGGUAACAAUGACGAAGGGCGCAGUUUCCUUACCAGUAUUCCAUGAUUCGGCAGUACGGUUUUCCACCAGAGUUCUACAACGUUGGCUGGCGAUACAAAACUCGGCGGCCGAAAAACGUGCAGCUUUCCCAUUGCGUCCUGAAAUAGCAGAGAGUCUGAUGUAUCUCUACAGAGCCACAGAGGACCCGCAGUUCCUGGAAAUUGCGGCGCAGUUGGUUGAUGCUAUUGAGCACAGCGCAAAAACUCCAUGUGGUUAUGCAACAAUUAAUAAUGUUAAUGAUCACUCAAUAGAAGACAGGAUGGAGUCGUUCUUUCUGGCGGAGACAACAAAAUAUCUGUAUCUGAUAUUCGAUCCGAACAAUUUUCUUCAUAAUGAUGGGCAAAGAGCACGAAUAGUGGACACGCCAAAUGGAGAAUGCGUUGUGGAUGCUGGUGGCUACAUAUUCAAUACCGAAGCGCAUCCAAUUGACCCUGCUAUUGUACAUUGCUGUUCUGCUCAAAGGCAAGCUGAACGUGAAGCUGUGAGGAAGUGGGAAGACAAUUAUGAUCUGCUGACAAUACUCGAUCAUCGUGAUACCGUAUCCCCAAUGUUACUUCGAAAGGAAAGUGUUCCUGAGAUUUUGACCAAUCUGAAGAAUAUUCGCGAGGACGUGCAUUAUUUGCCUAACACGCACUCACCAGAAACACCCUCUAGGACUGAACUAGACGUCGAGUUUGAAGUCGAUGAAUCUUUCAUCUUAGGCGCUUCGAAGAAUGAAAGUCAAGCUGAAUUGAGGCUUCGAUCAGCACCAUCUAACGAAUCAAACGAAAAACUUCUGACCGAUAUUUUCGCUGCGAUCACUAAAGACCUUUCGAGAAAGAAAGCUACUCCACCGCCAAAACCGUGGUCAGCAAAGAAAGCCUUCCGUUUCAAAUCAAAGCCCGGUAACACUGCUCUUACACAAGAAGAAAUACUGCAGAAGGUCCGAGCCUUGAUUCAUAGAGCUCGCCUUGAAGAUGAGCGCAAACGAGAGAUGGGAGAAUCGGCAAAUUCUGCUGAAGAGCUCGUUGAAACAAUGGCUAAAAUUCACAGCGAAUAUGCAGAACUCAUCAAGUAUGCCAAAGAACUCGACGACGAGUACUUCGAGUUGAUGAUGGAACGAGAAGAGAAGGCGCGAGCUGCAGCAAUGGUGCCGGUUGUGACAGCUGCAUGCCAGGUGAAGUAUGAACUCGGUCCUUUAUGUUGGACGUAUGAAACGCCAAGAGUGGAAGAUCAUUACCGUAAUGUGGCUCCCGUUGUUUUGCCAUCCACCGUCAUUGACAAACUUCGAAUAGCUGAUAUAGAACAGUUUGGAUUUGAACUUCUAACAACGCCACCACUUGGAUUCAGCUACAAGUUUGUUGGAGAGGGGCAAGUAGCCCUUUCAAGGAAUACGUCGUAUGUACAUUAA
Molecule: messenger RNA, 2304 nt
Organism: Cooperia oncophora
Lineage: Eukaryota; Metazoa; Nematoda; Chromadorea; Rhabditida; Trichostrongylidae
Source: the annotation of a GenBank genome assembly